ACUUUGUUUUUUCAUUGAGGAAAGCAAUUUUAUUAAUUGUAUUCUCAGCUACCCCUAAUAUUAUGUAUGAAUGCUAUUUAAGCAUCGACAUUUGAGUGAUAUAUAUAGCUUUCUUUAGUGCUUGUUUUUCCAUGUAGGAAUAUAUUUACUUAGCUAGGUUCAAGAAUUUGAAAAUUCUUUAAGGGAGAAAAAAAGGGUUUCAGAAAAAUGAAUGGAAAGUCAUCAAUAGCUCCUAUUGCCAAAAGGCUGAAAGGGAAGGUAGCCAUCAUAACCGGGGGAGCAGGCGGCUUCGGAGAGGCCACAGCUAGACUCUUUGUCCAACAAGGUGCCAAAGUCAUAAUCGCCGACGUGCAAGACGAAAAAGGCGUAGCCUUAUGCAACGAAAUAAUGGCUUCUAGUACCAUGGCCAAUGGGCACCAUAAUAUUAACAAUGGUCACGAAGGAGAAACUAUCUCCUACGUGCAUUGCAACAUCUCCGAUGAAACCGACAUGAAAAACCUCAUCGAUCUCACCAUCUCAACGUAUGGAAAACUCGACAUCAUGUUCAGUAACGCAGGCAUUUCAGGAGAUUUAAACUCUACUAUAUUAGGCACAACUAAUGAAAAUUUUAAAAAGGUGUUUGAUGUUAAUGUGUAUGGAGGUUUCUUAGGGGCUAAGCAUGCCGCAAGGGUAAUGAUUCCUAGGAAAUCCGGUGUCAUUCUCUUCACCGCGAGCUUGGCAUCAGUGAUAGGAGGCCAAUCACCCCAUGCCUACACAAUGUCAAAGCACGCGAUUAUAGGUUUGAUGAAGAACUUGUGUGUGGAAUUAGGGCAAUAUGGCAUAAGGGUGAAUGCUAUUUCCCCUGGUGGUGUUGCUACACCAAUAUUAGUCAAUGCAUUAGGGAUGGAUAAGAAGACGGUCGAUGAGUUGUUGUGUGAAGCUACGGUGCUUAAAGGUGUGACGCCGGAUGUUGAGGAUGUUGCUAAUGCCGCGUUGUAUUUGGCAAGCGACGAGUCUAAGUUUGUGAGCGGUGUUAAUUUCAUGAUUGAUGGUGGUUCUGGCAUUACUAACCCAUCCUUCUCCUUUGUGCUACAAAAUUUUCUUGCAUCACAAGGUUACACUUCUUGAGUGGAGUUUGCAAGAGUUACAUGUGGUCCUCUCAAAAAAACAAUAACAAAAAUAAAAUAAUAAUACAUACAAAGUAAAAGAGAUAAUUACUUAAUUAAUACCAAGGACUUGUGUUUUUCAUUAUUUUUUCAAAUACUUUUUUUUUGUUUUAUUUUAUUUAUUUAUUUAAAUUUUAAUCUUUACAAUCAACUACAGCUCAUAUUUACUAAGGUCUUAAUUUGAUUUUUUUUUCUUACAAAAAUCAAAUGAGUAUUUCUAUAUUUGGGAAAAGUAGAAGUACUAGCUUAGAUUUGACCAGCAAUUUCUAUAAUUCUAUUGUACUCCAAUUUACAUUAAUAAUGUGUUGAAUUUAUAUGUUAUUUUAAUCAAAUCUUGUAACAUUCGAUCUACAUAAGCUCUGUU
Chenopodium quinoa (quinoa) is the source of this 1509-nucleotide messenger RNA. Its product is annotated as secoisolariciresinol dehydrogenase-like. The record is from RefSeq and is a predicted model, not a curated record. The transcript has 2 exons. NCBI's taxonomy places the organism in Eukaryota, Viridiplantae, Streptophyta, Magnoliopsida, Caryophyllales, Amaranthaceae. Bases 208 to 1107 code for a protein of 299 amino acids.